This is a messenger RNA of Rasamsonia emersonii CBS 393.64, 501 nucleotides long. RefSeq lists its product as uncharacterized. Lineage: Eukaryota; Fungi; Ascomycota; Eurotiomycetes; Eurotiales; Trichocomaceae. The transcript is spliced from 3 exons. The coding region runs from base 1 to 501 and encodes 166 amino acids. The record is from RefSeq and is a predicted model, not a curated record.
AUGGUUUUUGGUCGUGGAGGACACUGCGCUGUUCACUCCUAUCCACUAUUACUGUAUGGCUCUACAAACCCCGACAAGUUUCCAAAUACUCCUCUCUUUCAAAGACUAGUUAGUGGAGCUAGCAAACAAACAAUGACAACACAUCACGUCGAGUCGUCAUCGAAGACUAUGCUCUGGAUUGAGAAGCCAGGUUGCCUGAAAAGCCUUGCCUCUGAGCCAGCUCCGUCGAGAGCUGUAGUACUGCCCUACAAGCUUCCGUUGAUCUCCCAGAGGCUCUGCCACAAAAACGAAGCUAUGCGAGAAGAAGUACUCCUUUCCCCCUCCGGUCUUCUUUCUUUAACCUCAAAGUUUGCAUAUCUCCUACUUGUAGCAAUCACCUUGGGACCAGCACAAGACGAGGAAUAUGAUCCUAACUUCACACGUGCAUCUGGUUCGGAGAUCGCAAGCCACCAAAAAGCUAAUUGUGCCUCUGGCAGAAUUAAAAGAGAGUUCAAGCAAUGA